Molecule: messenger RNA, 2185 nt
Organism: Aphis gossypii (cotton aphid)
Lineage: Eukaryota; Metazoa; Arthropoda; Insecta; Hemiptera; Aphididae
Product: maltase 2-like
Exons: 11
Coding region: 171-2057 (628 amino acids)
Biological process (GO): carbohydrate metabolic process
Source: RefSeq, a predicted model, not a curated record
CAGUACAGUUAUUGGAAAGUCGCAGCAUUACGCACACCUCAGAUUUGACUCAAUUUGUUUUUUCUUUCUAUCUAUUUAUCUCCUAUUCUAUUUCACCAUAUUUGUAGUUGUUUGAUUAAUUGUAUUGAACUGUCUAGUAAUUAUUGCUAUUUAUAAUAUUUCAAAGCAAUAUGAGGUCAUUCAAUGUGUUCUUGUUUUUGGCGAUAGCAUAUACAUGCGUCACAGUGGAUGGUGUAUAUUUUAAAGCUAAUAAUCAAACGAAUGAUUGGUGGUCGAACACAAUUUUGUAUCAGAUAUAUCCAAGAUCGUUUAAAGACAGUAAUAAAGAUGGUAUUGGUGAUUUAAGAGGUAUUAUCCAGAAACUUGAUCAUUUUGUUGAUCUUGGCAUUGAAACAUUAUGGAUUGGUCCACUUUUUAAAUCACCUAUGGAUGAUAUGGGAUAUGAUGUAGAAGACUAUAAAAUGAUAGAUCCGAUGUUUGGCACGAUGGAUGAUUUAGAAGAAUUAGUUAAAGAAAUGAAGAAAAGAAAUCUUAAACUAGUAACAGACUUAAUACCUAAUCAUUCAAGUUAUAAAUGCAAAUGGUUUGAAAAAUCAAUUAAAAAAGAUGGAAAAUACGCAGAUUAUUAUGUAUGGCGUAACGCUUCCAACCAAAAUGAAGUAAUGGCAAAUUCUUCCGUAACACCAAAGCCACCAAAUAAUUGGUUAAGUAUAUUUGGAGGUCCUGGUUGGACUUGGAAUGAUGAACGACAACAAUUUUAUUACCAUCAAUUCAAUGAAAAACAACCAGAUUUUAAUAUUCGAAACCCUGAAGUUCACCAAGAAUUGCUGGAUAUAAUUGGAUUUUGGAUGGGUAAAGGCGUUGUUGGAUUCCGAUUUGAUGCUCUUAAACAUUUAUAUGAAAGCGAUUCAUUCCAAGAUGAACCUUGUAAAACGGAAGGCGAAGAUUGUUCAACAAGAUACGACCGUAUUAAACAUAUUUAUACAUUAGAUCAACCAGAAAACAUUGAAAUUAUUGAGGAAUGGAGAGAAUUCAUAGAUAAUUAUUCGAAAACCAAUAAACUACCAGUUCCUGGAUUUUUGGCCACAGAAUCAUACUCAUCGAUGGAUAUAUUAAAGCAAUAUUAUGGAAAUUCAACGAAACCUGGUGCUCAUGUACCAUUUAAUUUUGGAUUAUUAGCUGUCAAUAGAGGCAAUAUUGUCGAAUCAAUAGAAUUUAGGAUUAAAACUUGGCUAGAUAAUUUGCCCGAAAACCAGGUGGCUAACUGGGUGAUGGAAAAUCAUGACAAUCCAAGAAUGACAACAAGAUAUGGUGCUGAAAUGGUUCCACUUUUUACAGCUUUAAAAUUAUCACUUCCUGGCAUAGAAGUUACGUACUAUGGGAGUGAAAUUGGUAUGGAUAAUUCGUAUGUGAGACCAGAUCAAGCACAAGAUCCUAAUAAUGCGGGAGAUGGGAGAACGGAUGAAUCCAGAGAUAAUGAAAGGUGUCCAAUGCAAUGGGAUAGUACAAUAAACGCAGGUUUUACGGAAGAAAAAAAAGCUUGGUUACCAAUAAAUCCAAAUUAUUAUAAAGUAAAUGUCGAAGAUCAGAAAAAAAUACCAACCAGUAACUAUAACUUUUAUAAAAAAAUGUCUCAACUUCGUAAAACCGACACAUUAAUGAAUGGUGAUCUUCAAACGUAUAAUAUUACUAAUUCGAUUUAUAUUAUAAAGCGAUCAUUAGUGGAACAUGAAUCUUAUUUAGUCGUAAUGAAUUUUGGCAGUGAAACUGAAACCGUUUUAUUGUCCAAUGCUGUGAGUAACCUCCAAGAACAACUUUACGUAUACUUAGGAAGUGAAAAUUCUGGAUACAGCACUGGAGACAUAGUAUCAACCGUAUCUUCACCUGGAAAACCACUAAAACUACGACCGCAAUCUGUAGCCGUAUUAACAGAUAAAUAUAUUGCAUCUGAAUCUGAAACAUCAACAACUAGUGAUACUCACAAUGCGGGCACACAAAUCAGUUCCAAAUUAAUUAGUUUAUUGAGUGUUUUUUUAUUUAUAAGAUAUUUCUUAUGAUUUAUGUCUCAUAAAUAUAAAUAGUUAUAUCUUAUUUUAAUUUCAAUUUUACUGAUAAGUUUGUUAUACAUUUGUUUUUAUAAUAUAAUAUUUAAUAAAAGUUUAAUUUAUGAUUAUUAAUCAAUGAA